AUGUCCCGAAAGCAGGCGGCGAGGAGCCGGCCGGGCAGCGGUAGCCGGAAAGCCGAGGCGGAGCGCAAGCGGGACGAGCGGGCGGCGCGCCGGGCUUUGGCGAAGGAGCGGCGGAACCGGCCCGAGCCCGGAGGCGGCGGCGGCUGCGAGGAGGAGUUCGUCAGCUUCGCCAACCAGCUGCAGGCCCUGGGGCUGAAGCUGCGGGAGGUGCCGGGGGACGGCAAUUGCCUGUUCCGAGCUCUUGGCGAUCAGUUGGAGGGACACUCACGAAAUCAUCUCAGGCACCGACAAGAGACUGUGGACUAUAUGAUACGGCAGCGGGAAGACUUUGAGCCCUUUGUAGAGGACGACAUUCCUUUUGAGAAGCAUGUGGCCAGUUUGGCAAAGCCUGGUACUUUUGCUGGCAAUGAUGCAAUUGUAGCCUUUGCAAGAAACCAUCAGCUGAAUGUGGUGAUCCAUCAGCUCAAUGCUCCUCUGUGGCAGAUCCGGGGCACUGACAAGAGCACUGUGAGGGAGUUGCACAUCGCCUACCGGUAUGGGGAGCACUAUGACAGCGUCCGGAGGAUCAAUGAUAACUCAGAAGCCCCUGCGCAUCUCCAGACUGACUUUCAGAUGCUUCAUCAGGAAGAGUCAAAUAAGAAGGAAAAGACAAAGACAAAGGGAGCUGACUUGGAAGACGACCUGAGAGACGAAGUAGAAGAUGCCGUCCAGAAAGUGUGUAAUGCAACUGGGUGCUCGGAUUUUAAUUUAAUAGUACAGAACCUGGAAGCUGAAAAUUACAAUAUUGAGUCUGCAAUAAUUGCCAUGCUACAAUUGAACCCAGGGACAAGAAAUAAUGCCGAGGAGAACCUUGAACCCAGUGGCCAGGUGCUGAAGCCGUGUGACCCUUUAUGGGAGGAGGGUGGCAGCGGAACCAGACUCUUUGGAAAUCAGAGCUUAAAUGAAGACAGGACGGAAAGUGGCAAAGCACAGGCCAGCACUUGGGAAGAAAACAAAGCAAAUAAAAACCAGCCUGCAAAGGUCACCAACAAGCAGCGGAGGGAGCAGCAGCGGCUGGAGAAGAAGAAGCGGCAGGAGGAGAGGCACCGCCUCAAGGCCCUUGAGAGCAGGAGCAGCCACAAGGAGGCCCACAGGAGUGAGGCAGAUGCAAAUGCCCAGGUCACCCUGGUGAAGACCUUUGCUGCUCUGAACAUCUGACUUGGCUUGUGGGAGCUGGAGGAACGCGGGGAGGCCAAGCACUGCUGGCCAGGCUUUCCAGAGAGGCCUUCCUCUGCUGAGAUGCAGCCACAAGACUCACACCUGACCUCACACACCGAGUUAGUUCCCUCAGGCCACCUCCUUUUGGUCAGGGUUGAUCCAUGCUGUGUCUGGUUAUAGGAAAGUAUGGUGGAGCCAUUCACAUUAAGUGACACGAACUCUCAAUACUGUGUUUAGGGGUGGGUCACUAUGGUUAGGUCAGGAGAAAGCUUUCACAUGUGGCUUUAUUUGCCCUGACAAUCUCGUUCAGUGACUUUUUGCUCUUCCCUUAAUAUCUGGGAUGAGUUUGCUGUCAUUGCUUACAAAGUAGUUUAGCAUUAUCAUUAUAAAUUCAGAAUGAGAAAUUUCCUUUGUUUCUCUUUCAUUUUCAAGCAGAUACUAACACCUUAAGAUGGUUUAGCCAAUGGUUUCCAACUCAGGAACAUGUUAAGAUUUAAUUUGCUUCUAACUAAGAAAGGGUUUUCCCUGUGUUCAUGUCAUAGGAGAGGUGGCCACAGCAGUUGGGAUGGAAGCUUGCUACAUCUCUCUCCUCAUCUCUUUUGUAAUUUCUGAGGUGCAGAUGUUGUGGGCUCCCCCACUCAAACCAUGUGGGGGUGCACCUGACUGUCAAAGAGGCUGCCCUUUGCUGGGAGAGCCCACAGUGCAGUGGAGUGAGUCUAAAGUGUUGGUUUCUGGACAGUUAGGAAGUUGGCUUGUGACUGUGUGUGGUGCAGCACUGGAACCAAGUGCUUAGGGCAAAGUGCUUGUAAAGCGAGAAGCCAGGGGCCCUUAGGUUCUUGCUUAGGAAGAGUAGAGAAUUAUUAACUCCUACAGGAAAAGUGUGGUUACCUAUCUAAGGAAUCACUGCAUUUUUCUUCCUGUUGUGCUAGACUUGGAAAGAUGCCCUUAGAAAUGGUGACUUGACCUCAUAAGUUGCGAAAUUUUCUUAGCGUUGUGGAGAUGAAAUCCUAUGAUAUAACUGGGCAUGGCGGCUCAUACCUAUUCUAGCACUUGGAGGCAAAGGCAGGAGGAUUGCUGCAAAUUUUACAUAAAGAGUUCUAGACCAGGUGGGCUGCAGAGACCCGGUCUCAACUGCCAUCCCAUUAAAAAAAAAAAAAAUCCCAUAACAUGCAUCCUUUAUUUCUGUUUACUUAAGCCUUACUUGGAUUUUGGAACUGGAAAAAGUACAGCACUUGCCCAGAGCUGUCAGAGGCUGGUCUAGCCUGCAGAGAAGAGGAGCCUCCAUUGGUUGGGCCCUCAGUGACCCCGGUUCUAAAGCCCAUUGGGAUGUUCUUUCCAGUCUGGGCUAGGUGGACAUGAGCAGUAACCUGUUGCAUAUGAGGUGACCAGUCUUGCAUACAUGUCUUUGCCUUAAGAAGCCUAGUAUUUGGGCUUGUAAUAGAUAUGCUGGGUCAGUUGAUGAAAUGGUUGUUGUCUCCAGGGACAAAGGAAGAAUUGGAAGAGUCUAGAUAUGUAGAGGCUUGUCACUGUCUGGGCAGGUCCUGGGUUCAUGGAUGGUCUGUUAUAAGUAGGCUAUUUGCUUUCUUCAGUUUUAAUGAUGUCUUUUAAUUUUUUGUUUGACUGCAAGACUUUUGUGUUUGGAACACCAAAGUCCUUUGGCAUUGCUCCCAGAAUGUUGUGCUUUGCGCUGCUUCUUGGAUACACACAUGGCAGUGGUUUUCAGAUUUACAAACUACACACAUCUUUCUCUGCACACACAGUCCUCAGUUCUAGCCUGGGAAGGCUUGCUGCUGCUGCCCUCUGAGAAGGGCAAGGGUCUUGGAGAAUGUGUGGCUUGAGCUCUUGUGGACACUCUUUGUUACCCACUUUCUACUGCCAGUAAAGCAUGCCAGGUACUCUCAGCAAGACUCAGAAGUCAGAGUAGCUGGGACCCGGCUCUACAGCCAGCAGUGAAAAAGUCAGGAAAAGCUUUCCAGAGACCCGCUAGCAACAGUAAUAGAAUUGCUUUGUUUACUUGGCUAAUGAGGAUGGCCUUGGGCCCUGAUGGGUUUUACAAGUUUUAGAAGCUGCUAAAAAGUUAUUAAAGAAUACUGGGAACAUUCUUUUAUAAAUUACCUAAUUCUGAUGAUGGGUUUCGGCAUUUUUGGAGUACAAUUAACAGUGGUUUUAAGAAACAAUCAACUGGCUUUAGUAAUUUUCUUUUAUUACCAUCUCAACAGUUUUCUUGUCAGAAUUGGUGUAUAUUGUGUAUUGCUAAUUAUUGGAAGUGCUCCUAGCCACAAUGAUGUCUUCUGUCUAAUUCUGAAUGUGGGUUUCACUGCCAUAGCCCCACCGAGUGAAAGCUGGGCCCUUCGUAGGCUCGUGUGGGACCUGCACUGAGAACUGACUCUUGACUCUGCCUGCAUCGGCUGCUGGAGGCUCAGGCUCAGGACAGCGCCCUGAGGGCUGUAGCGAGGCUGGGAAGAGCGCAUAGAGUAGUGGUUCCUGGUUACUCACUGACUUUAGGGACUGUGCAAAAGGGUUUAAGGAUUUUAAGAGUGAUUUUUUUUAAAGGUAUGAAUAAGAGAAAAGUAUUUUAGUGGCAACAGCUUUGAACUCGACAGACAGUUGUUCUUAACCUGCAACCAAGACAACUACAUAAUAGAUUGUCACCAGGAGACAUUAGAGACACAUAAUGCUUUUAUGCAUAUUUAGUUUUCAAUAUUAUGAGCAUAUACUUUUCAAGAGCAAAGUGUAGUUGAGGAAUUGUGGCAGAGAGAAGAAUCCUAAAUGUUAGUCGAAGUUGUCCAUACUUUCUUUUAUGAGCACUUAACUUUUCCUACUCUAUUCUUAUUGAGAAAUGGGGUCUUGCUUUGGGGUAGCUGGGCUCAGUGGGAAGCUGUAGCUGAAGUCUGAUGCUGCCCCACUCCUCUGGGGAAUUGAACACCGGGCAACGUGAAGGUGGGGCUGUGGAAGAGCGAAGACCGGGGAGAGGUGCGCACGUCAUGUGGCCGUGUCUGGUGGACGUUGACAGCAGACUGUACUCGUAGUGUGGCCCUGUGGUCAGUGUGUGAUUUCUCACAUUCUGAGAAACUGGCGUCCACCUGGGUUUUACCAGGUCAUUGUAGUGUGCCCUCAGUUUACCUCUGAACUGUUCAACUCAGAAAUCCAGUCUAUUCCAGAAACUUCUUAAUCAGUGAACUCAGUCACCUUAGGUGGAAUGAGAAGAUGCUUCCUGCUGGAGCUGUCAUCCCCGUGGCCCUCCUCAGUCCUCAUGCUGGUAGACCCAUAGCCCUGCUCCUCUGACCUCAGCGUCUGUCUUUCUGUCGCACCUUCAGACAUAGUCUGAUGCCAGGUUUCUGUGGCUGUGCCCUUCACUGUCUGGCCCCUCUCUGCUCGCAGAUCAGGUGUUGCUGAAACCCUGGGCCUCCUGCGUGCACUGAGGCAUUGUCAGUGCCUGCCCGUCGGGGCGUCUCCCUGGCUUACUGCACAUUCUGCUUUGCCACUUAAGCUGUGGGUUUGGUUCUCACAAAUGUGACAUGAUAAGCUAGGCUCAUUGAAUACUGAGCCCCUGUCACUCGUGGGAGCGCAACCUGCUGCACCUCAGGCAGGGCUCAGGAAGGAGCUGUGCCUGGGACUGCCCUGCCCUCUCUGUCCCAGGAAAGUCCUGUUCAGGUUCAGAGCCUCAGUUCUGAUCCUUUCUUCCAAGAUGUUCUUUUCUAGAGUAUCUACUAAACUAUCCUUUACUAUGACUGUUCUAUAGCUCAAUGACCAUGUGGACCAUCCUCAGAAAGUUACUUGAGAAGGGUCUGGUACCAGUACAAAGAAUUUCCCUGAAAACGUGUACUUUGUACAAUGAAUUUAUUUUAAGCAGGGCAUACCCAUGACCCAGAGCUGCUUGUGCCCACUGUGCUGGGUGUCACCCAAAGUCCUGAGCACUGGAGGAAACCUCUGGGAUCUGGCUCUGAUCUUUGCCUGUGAGCACCCAUGACAAUCUUUCUAGUUCUGUCAGGCCUCCAUGUAUGGUUUUAUCUCCAGCAAGCCCCUGAGCUAAUGUUUGAGCCAUGCUGGUGUGAGGCUCCACGUGUCGUCCUGCUGUUGGGAGUCCGUGUUCCAGAGCAGCUGGCCGCCUCCGUUCUUCACUAGCACUGAACAAGACAGUGUUGACUUGCACUCGACACCCAUGUACCCCCUUCCUGGGGUGGAAGUGUGUUUGUGGUCUGGAUCUCCUAGGAAGGAGGGCAGAUGUGUUUGCAGGGAAGGGGCCUUCUCCAUUUCUAAUUGCACUACACUUGUUCUAGCUUUGGUCUGGAGAUAUUUAAGACCUCUAUGGGGUCAUGAUCCAUAGACUUAGCAAGUCUGCCUUAUCUAUGGAGUUUGGUGAGAAAUGUGAACCUCGUCUGGUGUGUGUAGUUCAUUUCCUCCAGGCUGUUUCUUUCCACAGAUUGUGUUCAUGUGAACCAUUUUACUUUUUAUUUACCAAAGUACUGUACUUGGCUAUUUGCAGUGUUUUCAAAACCAAAUGUUUCUGUUUGUGUUUUUAAUCUUCAAUACUUGGUGCAAUAGGAGCUGCAAAGAUGUGCCACUUUAUCUAUGAAAUGGGUUUUGUAUACCAAUAAAUUCUAGUUUAAAAACAAA
This is a messenger RNA of Jaculus jaculus (lesser Egyptian jerboa), 5814 nucleotides long. It is a transcript of the gene Otud3, whose product is annotated as OTU deubiquitinase 3. The transcript is spliced from 8 exons. The record is from RefSeq and is a predicted model, not a curated record. Gene Ontology annotation, molecular function: cysteine-type deubiquitinase activity. The coding region runs from base 1 to 1197 and encodes 398 amino acids. Gene Ontology annotation, biological process: protein deubiquitination. Lineage: Eukaryota; Metazoa; Chordata; Mammalia; Rodentia; Dipodidae.